GGGAGAGGCACCGCCUUCGCCCCCGCCCGCCCGCCACUGCGGGGCCGGAGUCUGAGGAGGAGAAGCGACGACGCUGGUCCUCCUGGCGGGCGGGAAGAGCUGGAGAUGCCGGGCAGGACCAGGGCCCCGCCGAGCUCCGUUGGGGUAGAUACCCGCAUCGCGCUGCCGCCCGCUAGCCUGCCGAGGGGGCACCGGCCUGCACCCGGCGUCCGGCCAGCCCCUCGCCUCGGCCCUCACCCCAGCUAUUCUCAUGAAGUUCCUGGAUGAGAACCCAUCAUGGUACAGGAAAUACAGAAAUCAUUAUAGGUUUGGUGUCUUGGAAGUAUGGAAUCAAUCUCUAUGAUGGGAAGUCCUAAGAACCUCAAUGAAACUUUUCUACCAAAUGUUGCCAAUGGCAUCAAGGAUGCCAGUAAGAUCACAAUAGGCAUCAUUGGAAGUGGAGACUUUGCUAAGUCAUUGACAAUUAGGCUUAUCAGAUGUGGGUACCACGUGGUUGUAGGAAGCAGAAACCCUAAACUUGCUGCUGAGGUCUUUCCCCAUGUGGUUGAUGUCACUCACCAUGAAGAUGCAGUAGCAAAAACAAACAUCAUUUUUGUAGCCAUACACAGAGAACAUUAUGCCUCUUUGUGGGACCUCAAGCAUUUACUCGCUGGUAAAAUUCUGAUUGAUGUUAGCAAUAAUACAAGAGUAGACCAAUAUCCGGACUCCAAUGCAGAGUAUUUGGCAUCACUUUUCCCAGAUUCCCUGAUUGUCAAAGGAUUCAAUGUCGUUUCAGCGUGGUCACUGCAAUUAGGACCAAAGGAUGCCAGCAGACAGGUCUAUAUAUGCAGUAACAAUGUUCAGGCUCGCCAUCAAGUUAUUGAGCUUGCCCGUCAGCUCAGUUUUAUUCCUAUUGAUUUGGGGGCAUUGUCAUCUUCAAGGGAGAUUGAAAACUUACCUCUGCGACUGUUCACACUGUGGAAGGGGCCUGUAGUGAUUGCCAUUAGCCUGGCAACGUUUUUCUUCAUCUAUUCCUUCAUCAGAGAUGUGAUCCAUCCAUAUGUGAGAAAUCAGCAGAGUGACUUUUACAAGAUUCCCAUUGAGAUCGUGAACAAGACUCUACCAAUUGUUGCUAUCACUUUGCUUUCUCUAGUGUAUUUGUCAGGACUUAUUGCAGCCGCUUAUCAGCUUUACUAUGGUACCAAGUAUAGGCGAUUUCCACCUUGGCUGGACAACUGGCUCCAGUGUCGAAAGCAGCUUGGACUGCUCAGUUUUUUCUUUGCAACAGUGCAUGUGGCGUACAGCCUCUGCUUACCCAUGAGGAGAUCGGAGCGAUACUUGUUCCUCAAUAUGGCAUAUCAACAGGUUCAUGCAAAUGUUGAAAAUUCUUGGAAUGAGGAAGAAGUGUGGCGAAUUGAAAUGUAUAUCUCUUUUGGAAUAAUGAGUCUUGGAUUGCUUUCUUUGCUGGCAGUAACUUCCAUCCCUUCAGUAAACACUGCCUUAAACUGGAGGGAGUUCAGUUUCAUUCAGUCUACACUUGGAUACGUUGCUCUGCUCAUAAGUACUUUCCAUGUACUGAUCUACGGAUGGAAAAGAGCUUUUGAAGAAGAGUAUUACAGAUUUUAUACACCACCAAAUUUUGUUCUUGCCCUUGUUUUGCCUUCCAUUGUAAUUCUAGGUAAGAUCAUUUUACUUUUGCCAUGUGUAAGUAGAAAACUGAGGAGAAUUCGAAGAGGAUGGGAGAAAAGCCAUGUUAUAGAAGAAGCAAGUGGGUCUGUUCCACACCUCUCCCCAGAAAGGAUAACUGUGAUGUGAUCAUAGACUAAUAUUUGUUAGCACUGUUGUAGAUGUUUGUUUGGGUUUUUUUGUCAUAAACUCGUAUUUUUAGGAGUUUAGUUAAAGUUUGAGUUAAGUUGCUGUGGACUUGCUUGGCAUAUAGUUCAAGCUCUCAACCAAACUAUGAGAAAUUUAUAACUAGAAGACAACUACUUCAGAUAACUACAAAAAUAUUUUUGUUUUGAGUUACAGAGGGCAGGUGAUUAUGAAAUCAAAAAUUUUUAAUGCUCCUUUGCACAACAGUAUUUUGUUAUAACCAUGCUCGACCAGCAGGUUGAGGGAGGUGAUCCUGCCCCUCUACUCCGCUCUUGUGAGACCCCACCUGGAGUACUGCAUCCAGCUCUGGGGGCCCCAGUACAGGAGAGACAUGGAGCUGUUGGAGAGAGUCCAGAGGAGGGCCAUGAAGGUGAUCAGAGGGCUGGAGCACCUCUCCUAUGAGGAGAGGCUGAGAGAGUUGGGAUUGUUCAGCCUGGAGAAAAGAAGGCUCCGGGGAGAUCUAAUUGCGGCUUACCAGUACCUGAAGGGGCCUACAGGAAAGCUGGUGAGGGACUGUUUAUGAGGGAGUGCUGUGACAGGACAAGGGGUAAUGGGUUUAAGCUGAAGGAGGGUCGAUUUAGAUGAGAUGUUAGAAAGAAAUUCUUCACUGUGAGGGUGGUGAGGUACUGGAACAGGUUGCCCAGAGAGGUUGUGGAUUCCCCAUCCCUGGAAGUGUUCAAGGCCAGGUUGGAUGAGGCUUUGGGCAACGUGGUCUAGUGGAGGGUGUCCCUGCCCAUGGCAGGGGGGUUGGAACUAGAUGAUCUUUAAGGUCCCUUCCAACCCAAACCAUUCUAUGAUUCUAUGAUUCUGUGAUUCUAUGCUUUCCAGAUAUUUCUUUGACUUAAAGCAUAUUUGUCUGAGUGCUAUUUAUUAAUACAACAUUUUCUGGGCAGUGUUUCUUUUAUUAAAACCACACUUCUGGGUUAGUGAGUUCAGAAUAUAGACUAACAGAGUUAAUAACUUAGGAAAUAAUCAGGUUUUGAAAAAAAUUAAUUUGUAAUGAUGUAUUGCACAUGUACAGUAUAUUUAUUUGUGGUUUUACACUACUCCAUGAUUUGAAUAUGCAAAACCAGUUUCAAUUAUGGUGUUAUUGUCCAUCUUGUAAGCAAAUGGUAUUGUACUAACAGGGUCCUUUUUUUCAAAGUAUCACAUAGGAUUUUAGACCUUUGGCAUCUCUUUAUUUCCAUAUGUCAUAUAAUGAAAAUUCAACAGUGUUAUACAUAUGUAGAAAGAUUUGCAGAUAUGUGUGCAAGCAACUAUUUUUUGAUUUUAGAAUGAUUUCAGAAUAUCAGAAAACACUUAAAAAAAAAAAGCUGAGAAACGUACAACAGUAAAAAUCCAUUUUCACUGUGAAACUUCCAAUAUGUUGGUACAACAGGGAAGCAUCACAAUACUCACGUUCUGUAUGUUUCUACACUGGAGUUUCAGUUAUUAUAUAUGAAUUUCCCAGAGUAUUUCUUAAAUUCUUAGUAUCUUCUUGUGCAAAUUCAAUCUUCUAUUUUUAUAUAAAAGUCUUACUUUUACAACAAGUGUCUCUGGGAUAUGGCUGAAUUUUUGAGAAACAAAAUUAUUAUUCUUAUACUUAAAAAUGAAUUUAUCUCUAAAACUUACAUUUGCAUUUCCUUUGGGAUUCAAAAGACCUGUCACAGUUACUUCUUAUUACUGCUUCGUCAGGUUCUACUCUUCUCUAACAAAAUAGCCAAACUCACCUCAUACCUUCAGGCUACUCCUGCUUAAUUAGCAAAACCUGUAUUUCAGUUAAUCAGAAUGUGUAUUUGGUCCUAAUUUUCUUUACUUGUAUGAAAUUAUAUUUUUCUUAUCCAUAUUUUCACUGUUUAGGAUCUCUGACUUUCUUAGCUGAACCUUCACUUGUUAUUUAUUACUUUGCAAGAAUUUGUCAUCAAUAUGAUACAUCAGAAAUAUACAGUACUUUAAGCUUGAAUUUAUCCUUAAACAUCACAAGUCCUGUAAAUCUCAUUAUCUCUGUAAUGAAACUAACAGCUCCACAUAACAAGAAGAAUCGAGAAACAAACUCUGCCCCCAGUUAUACCAGCCUAAAUCUAAAGAGUUCACAUUAGUUGUUCUUAAUUUAAUUUCAAAUUUAAAAAAUCUACAAUUAUUUUAUUUUCAUUGUAGUAUCCGUAUUCCCCAGACUUACACAUCAAGCCUGUGUGUAUUCUGGGUUUGUUGCAAAUCAAGAGACAGUUGAACUUUCUUUCAUUUUAAGCAUGUUCAAAUCUAGAGAUGAAAAAUAAAAUAUUUGCAUUGUUUUUUCAAGAUUAAAGCCUUUUUAUAUGUCUUUAAACAUGUUUUGUAUCGAAUGAGAGGUCAGUGAAUUAUUUUUGAAAAUGGAGAUUUGUGAAAACAUUUUUUGGGAAAAAAACCUGAACUAUAUUUCAUGUGUGUCAACAGAAAUGUAAAAAGUUUAUUUUUAGUUCACAAAUUUUAAAUUUCAAUUAGUUGGAAAACUCAGUUAUAUUCUCCUUUUAAGCUAUUGGGGGGGAGCAAUUGGAAAGAGAAAAUUCAUUUUAUUUCACCAUUUUUUUGAGAAACAAUAAUAACGGCUAUAAUUGGUCAGACUAAGGUCUUUGAGACUUGUCUCCAACAUCUGACAAGUGGCAGAUGCUUCCAAAAAGAGUGCAUACAUCCAAUGAUUCUUCUCCUGACAUAACCUCUCAGCCUCUUGGAAAUCGAUAAUGUAGGUCUUAUUUGAGACAGGUGCUGCCUCUAGACUAUUGUAUUUAAUAGCAACUUCCUCCAAAAAUUUAUCUUUUUUAGAAAUUUGAAACUUUCCCAGAGUUUUACAGGAAAAGAAGGAAAAAGAAAAGAAACCAAACCAAAACAAAAUUAAUAAAUCUAUCAAAUUAAUUUUAAAAGUGUGCAUUCUUUCUUUUUUCCAACAACAAAUCUGUUAGUUUCAAGGUACUAAUUUUAUUGUCCCUCCUCCAAUAUGCAGCUAUUUCAGGGAUACUUGUGAUACACAAGCAAAAUACUAUUUAUCAAACAUUGUAGACAUUAAGUGAAAAACCUGUUAUUGUUGGAGAUUAGACAGGAGCCUAAACUAGUACGAAUGAGAUUUUCACAUAAAAAUGAAGAACAAGUGACAAUUACAACUUCUAACUUACUUCGCCUGUCUGUAAAGACAUUCCAAUACAGAAAGCUGUGUGUUUCUUGAAAUGCUUGCAGAAUUAUAUGUAACUGAAUUUCCUAUUCCAUAUUGCAGGGGGAUAUAUUUCCUCUUCCAAUAGGCCAGUUUCCUAUUCCAUAAUGCAGAGGGAAACCACACAAAGCUUAGGCAUUUGUGCUUCAAUCCUUUAAAUAAAAUUAAUUUUAAAAUCUUAGCAUACACCAAGUCUUGGAGAAUUUUAAUGGGAUAAAUACCAUGAUAUGUUCUACCCCAGUUCCGUGCAUGAAACCCAACUGAAAUCACCAGAAUGGGAUGGUAUAACUGAUGGUGUAACUGAGAGCAGAAUUUCAUACCUCUGAACAAAUUUAGGGCAGAAACCAUUACUGUUGACAAUCUGAUUACAUUACAAAAUUAAAUAUACAGCUAUGAUUUUAUAGUAAUCCUACACUUCCGUAGAAUAAGUAAUUAACAUUCAUAUUCCCUAUGAUUAUCUAAUGCAAUAGCAAUAAUGUUGCAGAACUAAGAUACUGUACUAAUCGAAAAUUACUGUCAAAGUCCAUAUAUAUAGUGCUGUAAUGCAACCACUGACAGUAUAUACAGAAAUGUAUUGGCCCUUUUUGCUAUGCAAAAAGUUAUUUCAUCAUUAAAUUUCUUCAAGAAUGUUUAAACUGUUAAAUUUUGAACUGCCAAAGGUUUCUGGAGACAAUAAUGAUGUGUCAUUCCUUUUUUCAGACUGUGCGUGUAGAAAACUAUAAAAUGUGUUUUGAUUUUAUGAGUUACUUGAAAGGUUGAAAUAUUGACAUAUUAAUAAAUAGAUGAUAUUUUUAGAUCAAAUAUAUGAAGACAUUUUGUGAAAUAUUUGUGCUACAGAAUGACAUAUGGUUUCUCGUUAGGCCGUGUAUUUACUUCUAAUUGGAAUAACAAGUUGACUUGUGAUUUAAUAGUUUGUAGUGUUCUUUAAGGACCAAUUCACUCUAACAAGACACUGUUAAGUCUGAAAUAAAAUGACACUCAUGCAUUUACUACACAUUAUGUAUCAUAUCAUGCAUAUGUUUAGUCACAUAAGGAAUCUUUAUUCAUGUGAUCAAACACAUUGAUUUCUAUAGACCAACUCACAUUAGAACUCAUUGGAAAAAGACCUGAGGCUAAAAGUUUAGUUUGGAUUGCCUAAAUAUAAACAACUAAAUUCAUUUAGACAUCUUAGUUACUUAGGAGAAUAAAUACGUAUUUUGAGGAAUAGCCUGCUAUAAAAAUACUUUUGUGUAGAUAUUUUUAAAUUGCUUACUGCCUAGUGAAAAACAAAUAAUGAAAUAAACUUCAUUUCUUUUCAUUACUGUUCAGUAAAAAAAAAAGUGCUUAAUAUGUAAUACAGAACUACACAUCAUAUUAGAAAAUGGAGACCUUUAUGUGUUUAGCAACAAGUUACUUGUUUUCUAUGGAUAUUAAGGUAUUUUUUCUUAACAUUGUCUAAAAUACAGUUCUAUUACAGGUUCCAUAUGUGUCUUUAAUUUUAUCUCACAAUUCUAUUAACUGUGGCAACUAUGUACAAGUUAAUUAAGUACUCACGUUCUUGAACUAUUUAGAGAUUAAUUAUUUUGUAAUUGUUUUGCAAGUUCUUUGCAUAUCUAGCUUGUGGUAAUGGUUACUGUGAAUUGGUGCCACGUUUAACUUUUUGUUCCAACGUUGUGCAUUAUAUGAUGUGCCAACAUGAGAAAGUACAUGUGUAUUUUUAUUUGGCAUUAAUUGCCUAUAAAAUAGUGUGUCUGUGUGUGUGUGUCUAUAUGUUAUUAGCUAUACAUGCUGCCCAACUAGCACUAAGGGAAAUUAUUAAUUAAUGUAAGGCAAUGAGUUCCCAAGUGGCUAUGAAUUUCACAGGUAUUAAUAUAGUUAGGAAACAGCUUUCCUCUGAAUGUGAAGAUUUCCUCUGAAAGUUAGCUAUAUCAGGUGCAUAAAAAUUAGAUAGAUUGAGUUUUUCAGUAUAGUAUUUUCAUGUAUGCAGUGGUAAUGGAUGCAUAUGCAUAGUUCCUUUCAGACAGUGUGUUUCCUAAUACACAAGUUUUUGAUUUCUUGGCUGUUCAUCCUGUAGUAUUUUCUAUCAAUAUAAUGAGUAAUGUUGCAGUACUGAUAUUGUAUCAUUAUAUGAUACUGCUUGAUUGAAUUAAUUAGAUUACAACCUUUAAAAUAAGUGACACAUUGAACUGACUUGAACAAUGAUCUCUAUCGUUAUAUAUUGUUUCUCAUGCCUUGCUGGCAAUGUCUUGCAGUGAGCAUAGUACGUCUCCCAUGUACAAUAUUCUCUUUGUAGUUGUGUUUGUCAAUUUGUUUGUGCUGUCUCUCUGAACAGGGCUAUUACAAAUUAUUAGUAAUGCUUUUAUCUAUUUUUCCAUAGACUGUGUUUUACACAAAAAAACCAAUAAAAAAUCAAUGUCAGGUAUUUGGCUUUUUCUUCUGUACUUAUGCAUAAUAAA
Messenger RNA from Grus americana (Whooping crane), 7446 nucleotides. It is a transcript of the gene STEAP2, whose product is annotated as STEAP2 metalloreductase. The record is from RefSeq and is a predicted model, not a curated record. The transcript is spliced from 7 exons. The coding region runs from base 325 to 1794 and encodes 489 amino acids. Gene Ontology annotation, biological process: copper ion import. Gene Ontology annotation, molecular function: cupric reductase (NADH) activity; ferric-chelate reductase (NADPH) activity. Gene Ontology annotation, cellular component: plasma membrane; endosome. NCBI's taxonomy places the organism in Eukaryota, Metazoa, Chordata, Aves, Gruiformes, Gruidae.